Molecule: messenger RNA, 1595 nt
Organism: Alexandromys fortis (reed vole)
Lineage: Eukaryota; Metazoa; Chordata; Mammalia; Rodentia; Cricetidae
Product: 3-hydroxy-3-methylglutaryl-coenzyme A reductase-like
Exons: 9
Coding region: 1-1557 (518 amino acids)
Biological process (GO): coenzyme A metabolic process; sterol biosynthetic process; isoprenoid biosynthetic process
Cellular component (GO): peroxisomal membrane; endoplasmic reticulum membrane
Molecular function (GO): protein binding; hydroxymethylglutaryl-CoA reductase (NADPH) activity
Source: RefSeq, a predicted model, not a curated record
AUGUUCAAGAUAGACCAGAAAAGUACAGGCCGUGAAACAGGCUGCUUGUUUGAAGGUGACGUGGAAAGCAGUAGGGUUGAUACUGCCUUGAAGGGUAAGACUUGCCCGAUUUGUCUACCUGUGGGAAGAGCCUGUAAGAUAAAUGGCGUGUCAGAGACCCACACUUCACUAGCUGUAUUUCAUUUUCUCCAAGCAGGGGUGCGCCAGCUUGAAAUCAUGUGCUGCUUUGGCUGCAUGUCUGUGCUUGCCAACUACUUCGUGUUCAUGACGUUCUUCCCAGCUUGUGUGUCCCUGGUCCUAGAGCUUUCUCGGGAAAGCCGCGAAGGUCGGCCAAUUUGGCAGCUCAGCCACUUUGCCCGAGUUUUGGAAGAAGAGGAGAAUAAACCAAACCCUGUAACCCAAAGGGUCAAGAUGAUUAUGGUAAUGGCAUUUUUCUUUUCCAGUAUCCAUUCAAUGUUUCUUAUGCUUUGGGUAUUUGAGGCCUUUUCCACUCUGCGCUGUGGGCUUUCAGCUUCUUUGGCUUUGUCUUGUGAGCUGCAGUUCUUGACUCUGCUGUCAUCUCCCUCCCAUUUCCCAUCUCUUCAGAAAGGUGCAAAGUUCCUUAGUGAUGCAGAGAUCAUCCAGCUGGUCAAUGCCAAGCACAUCCCGGCCUACAAAUUGGAAACUCUAAUGGAAACUCAUGAACGUGGUGUGUCUAUUCGUCGACAGCUCCUAUCCACAAAGCUUCCAGAGCCUUCUUCUCUGCAGUACCUGCCUUACAGAGAUUAUAAUUACUCCCUGGUGAUGGGAGCUUGCUGUGAGAAUGUAAUUGGCUAUAUGCCCAUCCCUGUCGGAGUGGCAGGGCCUCUCUGCCUGGAUGGGAAAGAGUACCAGGUUCCAAUGGCAACAACAGAAGGCUGUCUUGUGGCCAGCACCAACAGAGGCUGCAGAGCAAUAGGUCUUGGUGGAGGUGCCAGCAGCCGGGUCCUUGCAGAUGGGAUGACCCGAGGCCCAGUGGUGCGUCUUCCUCGUGCUUGUGACUCUGCAGAAGUGAAGGCCUGGCUCGAGACACCUGAAGGGUUCGCAGUGGUAAAGGAGGCCUUCGAUAGCACCAGCAGAUUUGCGCGUCUAGAGAAACUUCAUGUGACUAUGGCAGGACGCAACCUGUAUAUCCGCUUCCAGUCCAAGACAGGGGAUGCCAUGGGGAUGAACAUGAUUUCCAAGGGCACGGAGAAAGCACUUUUGAAGCUUCAGGAGUUCUUCCCUGAGAUGCAGAUCCUGGCAGUUAGUGGUAACUAUUGCACUGACAAGAAACCUGCUGCCAUAAACUGGAUCGAAGGAAGAGGAAAGACAGUUGUGUGUGAAGCUAUGCUAGGUGUUCAAGGAGCAUGCAAAGACAAUCCUGGAGAAAAUGCACGGCAGCUUGCCCGAAUUGUGUGUGGUACUGUGAUGGCUGGGGAGUUGUCCUUGAUGGCAGCAUUGGCAGCAGGACAUCUUGUCAGAAGUCACAUGGUUCACAACAGAUCGAAGAUAAAUUUACAAGAUCUGCAAGGAACAUGCACCAAGAAGGCAGCUUGAGCAGCCUGACAGUAUGGAACUAAAACGCGGGCAUUGGG